Molecule: messenger RNA, 1440 nt
Organism: Aspergillus bombycis
Lineage: Eukaryota; Fungi; Ascomycota; Eurotiomycetes; Eurotiales; Aspergillaceae
Product: FAD-dependent oxidoreductase
Exons: 4
Coding region: 1-1440 (479 amino acids)
Molecular function (GO): FAD binding
Source: RefSeq, a predicted model, not a curated record
AUGUGUAAUAAAGAUCAUUUCAGAGUGAUAAUUGUUGGAGGAUCUGUCGCUGGACUCACCCUGGCCCACUGUCUCCAGCAGGCAGGAAUUGACCAUGUUGUCCUCGAGAAAAGCCCGAAUCUCUCGCCACAGGUGGGGGCAUCAAUUGGUAUUAUCCCUAAUGGGGGACGUAUCCUUGAUCAACUGGGGCUCUUUGAUGCCGUGGAGAAGAUGACCCAUCCUCUUAGCAUGGCUACUAUCACAUACCCUGACGGGUUUUCCUUCUGUAGCAAUUAUCCUAAGAUUGUGGAUGAAAGAUUCGGAUAUCCCAUUGCAUUUUUAGAUCGACAGAAAUUCCUUGAGAUUCUGCACACAACGUACCCUGAGCCGUCGAAUAUCCAUACCGAUUGUCGAGUGACGCAUAUCCGACGCCUAGACAGCCACAUUGAAGUUGUUACAAGUUCCGGGCUGGAGUAUAUGGGGCACCUAGUGGUCGGUGCUGACGGCGUCCAUAGCAUCAUCCGCUCUGAGAUGUGGAAAUUGGCGGAUGCGCUGGAACCUGGACGGGUGUCGAAGCGGGAAAAGAGAAGCAUGAAGGUCGAAUACGCCUGUGUCUUCGGCAUCUCAUCGCCCGUGUCAGGCUUAAAUGCCGGAGACCAAGUGAAUGCAUUUCAUGACGGCCUGACCAUUAUCACCAUCCAGGGGAAACAUGGACGAGUGUUCUGGUUCGUGAUCCAGAAGUUAGAUGACACCUACACAUACCCGGACACGGUGCGAUUUUCUAGCGCCGACGCCGUACGUACAUGUGAGAAAGUCGCUCACUUCUCACUGACAAACGGGGCCACUUUCGGCCAGGUCUGGGAGAAUAGGGAGGUUACGUCUAUGACAGCAUUAGAGGAGAAUAUCUUUAGCACCUGGCAUGCGGAUCGUAUUGUGUGUAUUGGGGACAGUAUUCACAAGCAGAUGACGCCAAACAUCGGGCAAGGAGCGAAUACUGCAAUCGAAGACGCCGCAGUCUUAACCAAUCUGCUGUACGAUAGGCUCUCGGAGAAUGGAUACAAGAAACUCUCACGGUCAACGCUGGAGCAGCUUCUUCGUGAAUUCCAGUUUGAGCGCUUUAGCCGUGUCAACAAGAUCUACCAAGAUUCCCGAUUCCUAGUUCGGCUCCAUGCACGAGACGGUAUCGUUAAAUCCCUUCUUGCACGAUAUAUAGUCCCCCGUAUGACGGAACUACCAGCAGAGCUAGCUUCGAAAUCCAUUGCUGAUGGUCCCACAAUCAGCUUUCUCCCAAUGCCUUCGCGCAGUGGGCCUGGAUGGGUGCAGUGGAGUCGAAAGGAAAGACGAUUUUCUGCCUUGUGGAUACUGGUGCUCCUGGUGAUUGUUGUCAGUUUCAGUCUGCACUCGCCCGAGCUUCUUCCAGGGUUGUGGAGUAAUUCGCUGGUUUCUAGACCUACCGAGUGA